UGUAUUCAAGUGUUGGUAUUCCCACAGUUCAUUGCGAUCAUAUAAAGUCAUGCGAGCACCACAAAGCUCAUUCUGUGUCAGUAUGUCUAUGAGAGUGCUUCUCUUCGGACUAUUUCUGCUGCUCACUUCAGGGGCACAAGGAAAACCUGGCUCAUCCCGAAAGCCCAUGUGUGCUGAUAUGGCUGAGAUCCACGCGUGUCCCAUUAACUUCGCACCUGUAUGUGGCAGCGAUGGGAACAGCUAUGACAACGAGUGCUUACUGUGUGUGGAAAGACUGAAAACCAAAUCUGACAUUUUAAUCACAAGAGAUGGUGACUGCUGAGCUCCUGCACAAAAUACAUGAUCAUUAAGAUCUGUGGCCAAAAUAAAGCAUCUGGAAUGGAA
Molecule: messenger RNA, 384 nt
Organism: Carassius auratus (goldfish)
Lineage: Eukaryota; Metazoa; Chordata; Actinopteri; Cypriniformes; Cyprinidae
Product: probable pancreatic secretory proteinase inhibitor
Exons: 4
Coding region: 50-322 (90 amino acids)
Molecular function (GO): protein binding
Source: RefSeq, a predicted model, not a curated record